Molecule: messenger RNA, 973 nt
Organism: Cynara cardunculus var. scolymus (artichoke)
Lineage: Eukaryota; Viridiplantae; Streptophyta; Magnoliopsida; Asterales; Asteraceae
Product: single-stranded DNA-binding protein WHY1, chloroplastic-like
Exons: 7
Coding region: 92-844 (250 amino acids)
Biological process (GO): regulation of DNA-templated transcription; defense response
Molecular function (GO): single-stranded DNA binding
Source: RefSeq, a predicted model, not a curated record
UUAUACAUAUCGAUAGAAAGGGGCUUUAUCAUCUUCUCACUGUCACCCGGUGAAGACUCCAGUAAAAAGCUUUGAUAGAAAACGUGGAAAAAUGGAGAUGUUAAAUCUAUCAAUAUCUUCAACACGCGCCCUCCAAAACCCUAAACCCCCUUUCACGUUAGCCCCUCAAAUCUCUGCUCCAUCUACAAUCAAAUUCAUAAACCCUACCUCAAGAAAACUCAAUCUCAAGUGCCAAUACUCCGACCAACAACAAAGGCCUGAUGUCUCUCAACCUAGACAAGAGACUCCCAAGGUUUUCAUUGGGCAUUCCAUAUACAAAGGAAAGGCUGCUCUUACAGUUGAACCUCGCCCACCUGAGUUCGCCCCUUUAGAUUCGGGUGCGUUUAAGCUGACAAAGGAGGGUUUUGUGUUGCUUCAAUUUGCACCCGCUGCUGGUGUUCGUCAAUAUGACUGGAGCAGAAAACAGGUAUUCUCAUUAUCAGUUACUGAAAUCGGAAAUCUUAUCAGCCUUGGUGCAAGGGAUUCAUGUGAAUUCUUUCAUGACCCUUUUAAAGGAAAAAGCGAUGAAGGUAGGGUGAGGAAGGUUUUGAAAGUGGAGCCUCUCCCAGAUGGAUCUGGCCACUUCUUUAAUCUCAGUGUUCAGAACAAGCUUAUAAACAUGGAUGAGAGCAUUUAUAUUCCCGUUACCAAGGCAGAAUUCGCAAUUCUCGUAUCAGCUUUCAAUUUUGCUGUACCAUAUCUUUUGGGUUGGCAUACUUUUGCAAAUUCUAUCAGACCGGAAGAUAUAACACGUUCGAACAAUGCUAAUUCACGAUCUGGUGCUGAUUUGGAAUGGAACAGAUAGUCGUUGCUUUUUGGAGUACGUGUUUUAAAGACGGUUUACGGGUUUGUUAUGCUUUCAAAUCUUUAGCUUUUGUUCAGCCGAACUUUUUAAAAUCUUUGUGUAAGAUGGUCAUGUAUCUUUUGGCGUAUU